AUGGCCACUCAACUCAACCCAAAGGACGCCGAGUAUCGUUUGCCCACCAAUGUGCGGCCUACGCACUACGAUCUUACAGUUCGGACCGACUUGGAGAAGGAGACUUUCCAAGGCGUUGUCAAAGUCAGCUUGGAUGUUAAGAAGGAGACCUCGAGCAUAACCUUCAACACUGCGGAACUCGACUUGACCGACGCAUCCAUCUCCUCUGAUGCAACUGGUACUCGGCAAUCAUACACCUCGAAAUCUUUCAAUACCGAACGCGAGGAAGGUACUUUGGUGUUCCCAAAUGCCCUCCCGGCAGGAUCCGUAGCAGAACUUUCUAUCGCAUUCUCGGGCAAGCUAACGGGAUCCAUGAUGGGUUAUUACAAGUCGGCAUUUGCGGAGGACGGAAAGCAGAGCAUCUACACUUUGACUCAGUUUGAGCCUACUGCCGCUCGCAAAGCGUUCCCGUGCUGGGACGAACCGGCUCUCAAGGCAACAUUUGCGGUCUCUUUGAUCUCUCGUGCCCACCUCGUCAAUCUCGGCAACAUGUCUGCAAGACUGGAAGAACCUUACAAUCCCAACAAGAAUGAGGAUCCUGACCUCGCAAAGCUCUUCUCAUCUCUUUCCGUGGAGGACCAGCAGCCGAAGGAUGAGUGGAAGAUAACCCGUUUCCACACGACACCUCUCAUGUCAACCUACAUUGUUGCGUACGCCAAUGGUCCCUUCAAGUACAUCGAAGGAUCUUACACGAGCCCUCUGAGCGGCAAGAAGCGUCCGUUGCGUGUGUACACGACUCCGGAGGUCCUUCAUCAAGCCAAGCAUACGCUCGAAAUAUCGGAGAAAGUCAUGCCAAUCUACGAGAAGGUCUUUGAUAUCGAGUAUCCUCUACCGAAGCUCGACACUCUGGUCGCUCACGACUUCGACGCUGGUGCUAUGGAAAACUGGGGUCUUAUCACGGGGCGCACCAGUGCCUUCCUCAUGGACCCGGAAAAGGUCCAGAUGAGUAUGCUCAAGCGGAUCACAACCUUCCAAUCGCAUGAAAUUGCUCACAUGUGGUUCGGUAACAUCACGACCAUGGAAUGGUGGGAUAACCUUUACCUGAACGAAGGAUUUGCGACUCUGAUGGGAGAGUAUAUCAUCGUCGGUGCGUUGUACCCUGAAUGGAAGGUCGACGCUGAGUUCAUCAGCGACAACCUCAACGACGCACUUAAUCUCGAUGCGAAACUUUCUUCCCAUCCCGUCGAAGUUCCUUGCCCAGAUGCUAACCAGAUCUUCGACUCCUUAUCCUACGCCAAGGCUGCCUCUGUUUUACGCAUGCUGUCCAACUAUGUCGGCCAAGAACGAUUCAUCAAGGGUGUAUCUCUUUACCUCAAGAAACACUUGUAUUCGAACACGGUCACGAAAGAUCUUUGGGAGGGGAUCGAAGAGGCGACAGACGCGGGCGUUCCGAAGAUGAUGGACCACUGGAUUUCUAAGAUCGGCUUCCCAGUCGUCACCGUUACGGAGACCAGGGACGGAAUCACUGUUCGUCAGGAUCGAUUCCUUGAGACAGGACACGCCGAACCUCAGGAUAACGAAACCUUGUGGACCAUUCCUUUGUGCCUGCUUACUGUCGACGAAGCCGGCAAACCUCAGAUUGACAAGAGCCUCAUUCUUGACACCCGCGAGAAAACUAUCGCUCUCGACACCUCGAAGCCGUACAAGCUUAACGCAGGGACCAAUGGUGUUUAUCGUGUCUUAUAUCCUGAUGAACGCCUCACAAGAAUCACCAAUGAGGCGGCCAAGGGCGAAGAAGUCUUCUCGUUGAACGAUCGCAUCGGACUCGUUCACGAUGUAUUCGCCCUGUCUAAGGCGGGCUUCAUGGAUCUGAGUGGUGCUCUGAACGCUGUCAACAUCCUGCACGAUGAGAAGGAUUACCUCGUUUGGGAUACCAUUGCAUCAAAUCUCUCUCUGCUGUACUCGACAUGGUGGGAGAACCCGAAGGUCACAACGACUCUGAAUGAGUUCCGUGCAUUUUUGUUCAAGCCUGUCGUUGAACGGCUCGGAUACGACAAUGCACCCAACGACGAUCCUAACACUAUUCAGUUACGUAGUAAAGCUGUCGAACAGGCUUCGCGUGCUGGCGAACCUUCGGCUGUGAAGGAACUGCAAAAGCGUUUUGCGCAGUACAUGAACACCGGUGACGACUCGCACAUCUCUCCCGACAUCAUGCGCUCUACACUCUUUACUGGUGUGCGUUAUGGUGGGCGAAAAGAGUUUGAGUUCACCAAGAAAAUCAUCGAGGGUACCACGACCCCACCUGCCACGAGUAUUUCGGCAAUGUUGGCUCUUUGUCAGACACAGGAUCCCGAGCUCAUCAAGGAGGUUUUCUCGUAUAUCCUCAACAAAACUCGAACCCAGAACCUGAUCUACAUGUUUAUGGGCCUUCAAUCUAAUUUGUCCACGAGACGUCAGGCUGCUGAGUUCUUCAAGCAGAACUUUGAUGAGAUGGAAAAACGAUACGCCGAUACCUUCGGGUUGGCAGGAGCAGUCACGGCCAACUUUAAUCACCUGACGAAGGACGAGGACUACAAAGUGGUCGAGGAAUUCUUUAAGGACAAGGAUCGGUCGAAAUAUCACAUGGCUUAUGGUCAACUCUUAGAUUCGCUGCGUGCAUCUAACGCUUGGAUCAAGCGUUCAACCACCGAUAUUGAGCAAUGGCUCGAUAGCUGGAGUGCAAGAUCUAAAUUAUAA
Molecule: messenger RNA, 2715 nt
Organism: Coniophora puteana RWD-64-598 SS2
Lineage: Eukaryota; Fungi; Basidiomycota; Agaricomycetes; Boletales; Coniophoraceae
Product: leucyl aminopeptidase
Exons: 27
Coding region: 1-2715 (904 amino acids)
Biological process (GO): peptide catabolic process; proteolysis
Cellular component (GO): cytoplasm
Molecular function (GO): zinc ion binding; metalloaminopeptidase activity; peptide binding
Source: RefSeq, a predicted model, not a curated record